Hibiscus syriacus is the source of this 957-nucleotide messenger RNA. RefSeq lists its product as uncharacterized. The coding region runs from base 1 to 957 and encodes 318 amino acids. The transcript has 2 exons. Lineage: Eukaryota; Viridiplantae; Streptophyta; Magnoliopsida; Malvales; Malvaceae. The record is from RefSeq and is a predicted model, not a curated record. Gene Ontology annotation, molecular function: catalytic activity.
AUGAUUGCUAGUUUCUGGAACAUUAGAGGAUUUAAUAAUCCUCUAAAGCAAAAUAAAGUGCUCCUUAGAGCCUUUCAAAAUAAAGUGGAUGUUCUUUGCCUUUUGGAGACUAGAGUUAAACGGGAUAAAUCAGAGGUUAUUCUUAAUUCUAAACUUUACAACUAUAAUGUAUGCACAAACUACAAUCAUGCCAUUAAUAGAAGAAUUUGGAUCCUAUGGAGGAAGGGAAUUGAUCUUUCAAUAAUCCAAGUUUCAGGCCAAAGUAUCACUGCUAAAGGUACUGCUUUUGGAGGAGAUUUUAAUAUUUUUCUACACUCCCAUGAAAGCUCUGACCAUGAGCUGUUAGGGCCUUAUUCUUCUCCUGACAUGAGCGAUUUUCAAGAGUUUACCCAUGAGCUUAACCUCCUUGACCACCCUUAUUUGGGGCCUAAGUACACUUGGAGCAAUAAGCAUCAUAACCUUUUUCUUGCCAGGAAACUUGACAGAAUUUUGAUUAAUCCUAGUUGGGAUUCUUUCUUUCAUCAUUCCUUUGUGGAAUUCCUUGCUCCAGGUGUUUCUGACUAUAGUAUAGCCAUCAUAUGGCUUUCAAAAGAGUCCCCUACAACAAGACCCAAACCUUUCAAAUUUUUUAAUUUCUGGGCUUCACAUCCUCAUUUUCUUAACGUUGUUAGAAAUUCUUGGUCUCAAUAUGCUCAUGGAAAUCCCAUGAUGAUUUUAUUCUCUAAAUUUAGAAGACACAAAGAUUGCCUAAAGAAAUUCAACAAAGAUAACUUCAGCAAUCUCUCGGACCGUGUGAAACUAAAGAGAAUUGAGCUGGAAAAUAUACAACUUCUCACUCUCAAGGCAGAGGAUUCCAUUGUGAAUGAACUUCAAAUUCAAGAUCAGUUAAAGACCCUUGAAGAAGUCGAAUCUCUUUUCCUCAAGCAAAAGGCAAAAGUUCAAUGGAUUAAAGAAUGA